AUGGCGUCGACUCCGUUCCGGUCUGGAGCGGGCGAUCCGCUGAUUGCGAGAUCGUCGUCAAUCCCCCGAGACGAGGCUCAGGAAGUGCCCGAGUCCUUCAUCGCCGCCUCGGGAGAAUACUAUAACCCCGACGACCUCCAACAGUACGUUAGCGGGUUCGGCACCGAGCAAUUUAAGAACAUAUGGGACGCGCCGCCGAUUGUCCCGACGGGGCCCUUUGAGGGUUCGACCAGCGGCUCGCUUUUCGAUGAGGACUUCGACUCGGGCACCGCGUCUCCCAAGGCGCCCGUUGCAGCAGCCGACACCGUUUCCCUGAACGCGAAUGGCCAUCUUGAUCUCAUGGCCGCCUUUCGGACCGCCGAGGCCUCGGUCUCCCCAUUUACGCUCGCCGGCCAGUCGUCGACUUUUCUCGGGGCCCCCGAUGGAGGCGAUAUGUUUGCGUUUGGCAGCAGUGACGAGGCCGCGACCAGCCAGCCCUUCGUCUUUUCAAUCCCUCCAGCCGACCCGUCUGGUAUUACUCUUGCCUUUCAGAACUAUAGGCAGGCAAAUAUGGAGGUGGCUCGACCAGAAGAGUUAGUUCAGCAGGUCAUUACGCCGCCGGACAUGACGAGCCCAAGAGGCCAAAAACGAGUGGCGGCUCCAGAACCGCCCGCCUCAGCUCUCCAGACGGCAGAGCCAUCGCCAGUAGCCACCCCUUCGUUUCAGUCGCCUCAGUGGGGACAGCUUGGGCAACUGCAGCAGAGCCCUUCUCAGCAUACCGAGGGCAUACCACAAAUGCCCACUCUCGAUUUCCCCGCCUUCACCUACCUCGGCGAGUAUGGCGUGAAUAUUCAGCAGUCUGCCCUCAAGUCUCGCGUUGAGACGCAAAUGAUGGUUACCAUAACCAUGUCUCACCUGCCCUUGGGCGUCACGAAGCUGCAUCUGCCUCCUCAUACCAUCUCCAAGCCCAAGCACAGGUUGAGGCCUCCUCCGACCCCAUCUCCCGAUACGCUGGAGCUCUAUGUCAGCUUAGUAUGCACGACCCCUAUGGAGCAGCCGGAGCUGAGGCAGAGGGCCUUGCAGAGAGCUGCCGAGGUCGAUCACAGAUACCUUCCCACCCCGGAAGAAGUUGAGCACGAGACUCAAAAUGGCUGUCAAGUUCGCAUUUGCCCGAAAUGCAUGGAGAGAGAGCGCAAGCGAGCCAACAGGAAGAAGGAGCACGAGAGGUCCGAUCAAGAGGAGCUUUGGUACUUGGAUGAGUCGCACCGCAUCAUCAUCUUCAACACCUUCGAGAUGAGUGAUUGGCGACCGCCGACCGCGCAGAAGGAGAAGGGCUCCGAUAAGCCGGCGCAAGCGGAACUCUUCCGACAAUGCCCCACGGCCAUGCAAGUCGUGGUGCCUAUGCGACUCGCGUGCUACUGCCGUCAUCAAAAGGAGAAGACGGGCUUCAGGGUGAUCUUCACCUUCAAGGAUUGGAAGAACAACGUCGUUGCACAGGCCAUGUCUGGCUCCAUCAUGAUCACAGAUGACCACAAGACCACUUCGCCUUCAGCGGUGGACGACGCUCCGGAACUCGAGCCUCAGGGCCCGGCUAAGAGGAGAAAGGCGAGCUCAGCAAGCUCAUCGGGCUCAUCGAGCACACACAACGCGAUGAGCGACCGGCCAUCAUCGGCAGCAGCGGAAUCGCAGGCCUUGACCACGAACCACCAGGCUCCUCCAGCACGCCUGCCCUUCCAGGGCGGUUCGGCGCAGCUCACUCCCGCGGUCAGCCCCGUCUUCUCGCCCAACAUGCAUUCUUUCCAACAGUCGCAGGGCCACAUGGGCGCCAUGACCCCUCAUGUACAGGUGCCGACCGGCCCCAACGCUCUCAACACCAUUGCCCAUGACAUGCCGGAUUGGCUCGCACCACCACUUAGUCGCCCCAAGAGCAGAGAAGACUCGGCCAUGCUCUAUUCCACGCCAGUAUCUCCUCAGUCGGGUGGUUCCCUGAGCCCGACUAGAGGCUCUCUGCCCAAUGGCGACAACAUGGGCAACAUGGUGCCGCAUAACCAAAUGGCUCAAGCCAACCAUUUCGCAAUGGGUCUCGCCCCUGCUACCCCCCCUGUAUCCAGGUCGUCACCACCCAUCAUCCACAAAGUCAUUCCGCCCGAGGGCGAGCUCAGCGGCGGAACAGAAGUCACGGUGCUUGGCGCCUCCUUUUUCCAGGGACUCGAGGUAUGGUUCGGCGACAAUAAGGCCACGACGACCACAUUCUGGAGUGAGGCGUCGUUGGUGUGCCUGGUUCCGCCAUCCACAGUUGGCGGCCCGGUGCCUCUGACUCUGAGACUGCUGCCAGGAGCUCAGCCGCCACGCGGCAUGCAGGCUCCGCUCCAAUCCCAUAUGGGCAGACAGCAGACGACUUAUACAUACAAGUUCAGCGACGGAAACGAAAGCCCGGCGCGCUCUCCUUAUUCAUUCCUGAACGUGAAUCUGGCCAGCUUGCCCAUUUUCAAUGCCUACAUCCCGCAACCCGCACCGCUCAUGCGAAAGGUUCAAGAGAUGAUGUCGGCUUCGCCGAGCGGGAAGGGUGCGGACAGCUCGAGCGAUGAUGGUAGCAAGGCGGACUCAAGCGAUGAUGGCAGUAAGGCGGACUCGCGCUGGUGGGACCUCUCAUCGUACAUGAACAGCGCGGUGGCUCCUCCUGCUUAUAACGAAAUCUAUCCGGCAAAGGAGGCUCAGGUAGAGGACCUGGAUGCCAAGUCUGUUUUGUCCGUGGCCCGAGCGGCUGCUGAGGUAGAGGCCGACGAGAAGAGGCGCCGCGUCCGAACUGAUGAACAGGAGCCGUCCGUUACCAAGGCCACGGUCAGUUACGAAGAGCAUGCGACGACAACCAAUGCGGCCAAGGCCUCGGCCGGCGAAAGCAGCAGCAGCGCCGUCAUCCAGCCGCCCGCGAUCCUGGAGAUUGGACGCAAGCAUGCCAUCACCAAGGAGCAGCAAGAGAACUUUUUGCGGGCUCGGGAACAGAAGCUGAAGAAGCUUAGUAACGACCGAAACCUCUUCUUCAUCUGGAUCCCUCUUCUCUUGGUGAUGGUUUGCGCGCUGCUCUACAGCUAUUGCCCGUCACUCUUCCCAUUCAUCUUUGCCUCUAUUCGAGCUCUGAUCCACGUCUUGCUCCGCAUGCUCGAAUAA
Trichoderma reesei QM6a is the source of this 3147-nucleotide messenger RNA. RefSeq lists its product as uncharacterized. Lineage: Eukaryota; Fungi; Ascomycota; Sordariomycetes; Hypocreales; Hypocreaceae. The record is from RefSeq and is a predicted model, not a curated record. The transcript is spliced from 3 exons. Bases 1 to 3147 code for a protein of 1048 amino acids.